CCGCAAUCGAUGCGGAGAACCAUCCACCACAAUGAGAGAUCCUUCUCCCUAUAAGAUGUCCCUCGGCUCAGAACCAGGUUGUCCUGGUCUUCAAUUUUGGUUCUUACCAUUUACCACUAAACCACACCCACCAUAACCAUGCACCUCGAAGCAACCCAACAACGCUUCAUCGCCAGCGUGGAAGAUGCCCUCUGCAAGCAUGACCCCGAGCUCCAAGACAUCAACAAGAAGAUCUGGGCCACCCCCGAGCUAGGUUACGCCGAACACCAAGCCCACGACAACAUCUGCGCCCUCUUCGAUACCCUCCAAUGCACAACCCCCGGCUACCGCGUCCAACGUUCUGCCUACGGCCUCUCAACUGCCUUCGAGAUUACCUACACCCACGGUAUAGGGGGACGUGCCGUCGUUUUCAAUGCCGAAUACGACGCUCUCCCAGGCAUCGGCCACGCCUGCGGUCACAACCUCAUCGCGACAAGCUCCAUCGCCGCCUUCAUCGCCACCUGCGAAGCGCUAAAGUCCCAACCCCCAGACCACGGCUAUACUGUCCGACUACUUGGCACACCGGCGGAGGAAUCUGGGGGUGGGAAAGUGCGUCUCCUCGAGAAUGGCGCUUACAAGGACGUUGAUGCGUGCUUGAUGGUGCAUCCUAUCCCCAUGGCACCCGGACACCCCGAGCUGCUGAGCAUGGCGACUGUGCUGCCUGGAGGGUUCCUGGCGAAUGAUAAAGUUACGGUGACGUUUACGGGGAAGCCGGCGCACGCAGCGGCAGCACCAUGGGAGGGAGUUAAUGCCCUGGAUGCAGUUGUGGCCGCGUAUGUGAAUAUCUCGCUGUUGCGGCAGCAGAUUCUACCAACACAGCGGAUCCACGGUGUCAUUGUGAACGGCGGGGAUAGACCGAAUGUGAUUCCGAUGUCAGCGACAGUGGAUUACUACAUUCGGUCACCGACGAAAAAGAGCUUGAAUGCGUUGACGGAGAAGGUGGUCAAUUGCUUUGAGGCGGCUGCCACAGCGACAGGAUGUGGGGUACAGUUCGAGUGGGGCAUCUCAUAUGACGACCUCAAAACCAACAACCCCAUUUGCGAAAGCUAUGUCUCCGUCAUGCGCGCAAUGGGUCACCAUACUCUGCUGAAUAAUGCUGGACAAGCCAGUAAACUCACUGGAGCGUCCACGGAUAUGGGGAACGUGUCUUACGCCGUCCCCGGAUUCCACGGCCUCUUCACCAUCGCGACCGAGGGAGUCAACCAUACGCCUCUCUUCACGAACGGCGCUGGAUCGCCCGAGGCGCAUCAACGCAGUCUGGCCUGCGCGGCGGGGAUGGCUGUCGUGGCGUGUCAAAUUCUGGUUGAUGAGGAAUUUGCGCAGAGAGUGAAGGCAGAUUUUGAGAUCGAGGCAGAUGAAUAAAUAGUAUCAGUAUCCUAUAGUAUACGAUUAUCAAUUCAUGAGUGAAUGCCAU
This is a messenger RNA of Aspergillus sclerotioniger CBS 115572, 1453 nucleotides long. RefSeq names its product M20 family metallopeptidase. The coding region runs from base 139 to 1401 and encodes 420 amino acids. Gene Ontology annotation, molecular function: dipeptidase activity. The record is from RefSeq and is a predicted model, not a curated record. The transcript is spliced from 4 exons. Lineage: Eukaryota; Fungi; Ascomycota; Eurotiomycetes; Eurotiales; Aspergillaceae.